AUGACUUCGAAAGAACUGGCUCUUGUCGGAGGACUAAAAAACUUGACUCACUUGGAAAUCAGUUCUGGCUCAUUAACAACAAUUCCGACAGAAAUUCGGCAAAUUGGCACUCUUACUCAUUUGUCGAUACAAUCAAACCGAUUACAACAACUCGAUCACUCCUCGUUAUCAAUUCUGGAAUCACUUAAAAAAGUGCGAAUCGGAGGCAAUUCGACGCGAUUCGCGUGCGACUGCGAUUCACCAACUGAUCUCCAACGAUGGCUACUCGACGCGAAGAAUCGCGUGCGAGUCGAAGACAUCGACGAUGUUUACUGCGAUCUUAACAAGAUUGGCGUUGUGCCAAUCAUCGAAGCGUUGCCGGGCACCAACGAGAGCGUGUGUGUCGAACCGACGGAGGAAACAAAGCAAUGGAUGAUAUUCGUGGAUAAUGCGAAAAAGGAAAUGCAGAACGAGACGAUUGCUACAACACAGAGCACCUCGGUUGGACCAGAGUAUACGAUUGAAUCGGAAACGACUAGCAAAACUACAACAACAAGACUGAAAACAUCAAGCUCCUCAAUUUCUCGAGGAACGACAACAAGUCUCAAAAUGGCAGAACCAACUGAAACAGUCAAAUUGCGAAAGAAAUUCCACGAUGUGGAGAAUGAGGAGCCGCACAAGUUUGUCAAUGCUCUCAUCUUCAUUCUUUUCAUUUGCGUCCUAAUUCUUAUCAUUUCAAUCGGAGUUACUAUAUAUUACAAAUUUCUUCAUCCCGACAAAGAAUUAUUCAAAAGAAAAAAGGCCUCACGAGAGCAUCUGCAACCAUUGAAACACGAACCUCACAAUUCUUCCUAA
Molecule: messenger RNA, 834 nt
Organism: Caenorhabditis bovis
Lineage: Eukaryota; Metazoa; Nematoda; Chromadorea; Rhabditida; Rhabditidae
Source: the annotation of a GenBank genome assembly